AUGAAUAUUCUGGGUCUUUACAGUCAAAUGCCCAAAUUUACGGCAAUUAUGGAUAUCAUUCGUUUGUUAUGGAUAGUACGGAUUGUGUGGGCCGUUGAAGAUGUGUUGAUGGACUCAACGACGGCAACGGCUGAGCUGGGCUGGACGAUAUAUCCAUCAUUGGGGUGGGAAGAGGUGAGCGGCUACGAUGAGCACAUGAACACCAUCCGCACUUACCAGGUGUGUAAUGUCUUUGAUGCCAACCAGAACAACUGGGUGCGCACUAAAUACAUAAAGCGGCGAGGAGCCCAGCGCAUCCAUGUGGAGAUGAAGUUCUCUGUGCGAGACUGCAGCAGCAUCCCUAACGUUCCUGGCUCCUGCAAGGAGACCUUCAAUCUUUACUAUUUUGAGGCUGACUCUGAAGUAGCCACCAAGGUGUAUCCAGCAUGGAUGGAGAACCCCUGGAUCAAGGUGGACACCAUUGCAGCUGAUGAGAGCUUCUCCCAGGUGGACUUGGGUGGACGUGUAAUGAAGAUCAACACAGAAGUACGCAGUUUUGGGCCUGUGUCUCGUAAUGGCUUCUACUUGGCCUUUCAGGAUUAUGGAGGCUGCAUGUCACUCAUCGCAGUGAAGGUUUUCUAUCGCAAGUGCCCCCGAAUUAUUCAGAAUGGGGCCGUCUUUCAGGAGACCUUAUCUGGGGCAGAGAGCACCUCUCUGGUGUCAGCUCGGGGCACUUGUAUACAUAAUGGAGAGGAAGUGGAUGUACCCAUUAAACUGUACUGCAAUGGAGAUGGGGAGUGGUUGGUACCUAUCGGGCGCUGUGUGUGCAAGGCAGGGUACGAGUCUGUGGAGAAUGGGACUAUGUGUACAGCAUGUCCUUUCGGGUUCUUCAAAGCAUCUCAAGGGGACCAGCAAUGUCUCCAGUGUCCUAUCAACAGCCGCACCACCAACGAGGGCGCCACCAACUGUGUCUGCCGCAGUGGAUACUACCGUACGGACUCCGACCCUCUUCAGAUGCCCUGUACCACGGUGCCUUCUGCGCCUCAGAGAGUGAUCUCAAGCGUGAAUGAAACAUCCCUGUGGCUGGAGUGGGAUACACCGAAGGAGACCGGAGGCCGGGAGGACGUGGUCUACAACAUCAUCUGCAAGAGCUGUGGCUCAGGUCGAGGGGCCUGCACUCGCUGCGGUGACAACGUACAGUUCGUGCCCCGGCAGCUGGGCCUGACCGAGUCUCGGGUCCAUAUCAGCGACCUGCUGGCCCACACGCAGUACACUUUCGAGAUCCAGGCUGUAAAUGGAGUUUCUGACCAGAGUCUUUACUCGCCCCUGUUCACCUCUGUCAACAUCACCACAAACCAGGCUGCUCCAUCUGCUGUGUCCAUCAUGCAUCAGGUCAGUCGGACUGUGGAUAGUAUCACAUUGUCCUGGUCCCAGCCAGCCCAGCCCAAUGGAGUCAUUUUAGACUACGAACUGCAAUAUUAUGAGAAGAAUAUGGCUGAGCUGAACUAUUCUGAACUGCGGAGUCUGACUAAUACAGCAGUUAUCCGGGGCCUGAAGCCAGGAAACAUCUACGUGUUUCAAGUGCGAGCCCGCACAGUGGCGGGAUUUGGACGUUUCAGUGGGAAGAUGUACUUCCAAACGAUGACUGAAGACGAGUAUAACUCUAGCCUGAAGGAGAAACUGCCCCUCAUUAUCGGCUCGGCUGCUGCCGGCGUUGUUUUUCUCAUCGCUGUGGUUGUGCUCAUUAUCGUCUGUAAUCGUAGAGGCAGUGAUAGGACAGAAUCUGAAUUCACUGACAAGCUCCAACAUUACACCAGUGGUCACAUGUCUCCAGGAGCGAAGAUCUACAUUGAUCCUUUCACGUACGAGGACCCCAAUGAGGCAGUGCGGGAGUUUGCCAAAGAAUUAGAUGUGUCCUGUGUGAAGAUUGAGCAAGUUAUUGGUGCAGGUGAGUUUGGAGAGGUAUGUAGUGGUAACCUCAGGCUUCCUGGGAAACGGGAGAUUCUGGUGGCCAUUAAGACUCUAAAAUCAGGCUACACUGAGAAACAGCGGCGAGAUUUCCUGAGUGAAGCCAGCAUCAUGGGUCAGUUUGACCAUCCUAAUAUCAUUCACCUCGAAGGAGUGGUGACCAAGAACACCCCAGUUAUGAUCAUCACUGAAUUCAUGGAGAAUGGAUCACUGGACUCCUUCCUUCGGCAAAAUGAUGGCCAGUUCACAGUGAUUCAGUUGGUGGGCAUGCUGCGUGGCAUUGCAGCGGGCGUGAAGUACCUCUGUGACAUGAACUACGUACAUCGUGAUCUGGCUGCCCGCAACAUUCUGGUCAAUAGCAAUCUAGUCUGUAAAGUAUCUGACUUCGGGCUUUCCCGAUUUUUGGAAGAUGACACAUCAGAUCCUACAUACACAAGUGCCCUGGGAGGGAAAAUUCCAAUACGAUGGACUGCUCCUGAGGCCAUCCAGUACAGGAAGUUUACCUCCUCCAGUGAUGUAUGGAGCUAUGGGAUCGUAAUGUGGGAGGUCGUGUCCUAUGGAGAGAGACCUUACUGGGACAUGAGUAAUCAAGAUGUCAUAAAUGCCAUAGAGCAGGAUUAUAGGUUACCUCCUCCUAUGGACUGCCCAAGUGCACUGCACCAACUAAUGUUGGACUGCUGGCAGAAGGACCGAAACAACCGCCCAAAAUUUGGUCAGAUUGUAAAUACUCUGGAUAAAAUGAUCCGUAAUCCAAGUACCCUGAAGGCCACUACCCCACUCUCUUCUGGCGUACAUCUACCUCUGCUGGACCGCAGCACACCAGACUUCUCCAGCUUCGGCACAGUGGAUGAGUGGCUAGAUGCCAUCAAAAUGGGACAGUACAAGGAGAACUUUGCCAAUGAAGACCUCACCACCUUUGAAGCCGUGUCUCAAAUGACUAUGGAUGAUAUCCUGAGGGUGGGAGUCAGUCUAGCCGGUCACCAGAAGAAGAUUCUUAACAGUGUGCAGAUGAUGCGAGCCCAGAUGAACCAGAUCCAGUCCGUGGAGGUUUGA
Molecule: messenger RNA, 3000 nt
Organism: Xyrauchen texanus (razorback sucker)
Lineage: Eukaryota; Metazoa; Chordata; Actinopteri; Cypriniformes; Catostomidae
Product: ephrin type-B receptor 2-like
Exons: 16
Coding region: 1-3000 (999 amino acids)
Biological process (GO): cell surface receptor protein tyrosine kinase signaling pathway; central nervous system projection neuron axonogenesis; axon guidance
Cellular component (GO): neuron projection; plasma membrane
Molecular function (GO): ATP binding; transmembrane-ephrin receptor activity; protein binding
Source: RefSeq, a predicted model, not a curated record